Molecule: messenger RNA, 2019 nt
Organism: Anguilla rostrata (American eel)
Lineage: Eukaryota; Metazoa; Chordata; Actinopteri; Anguilliformes; Anguillidae
Product: ethanolaminephosphotransferase 1-like
Exons: 10
Coding region: 253-1416 (387 amino acids)
Biological process (GO): phosphatidylethanolamine biosynthetic process
Cellular component (GO): Golgi apparatus; endoplasmic reticulum membrane
Molecular function (GO): ethanolaminephosphotransferase activity
Source: RefSeq, a predicted model, not a curated record
CUCGUUAACGACAUUGUAACUCGGAAAAAUUCGUUAACCGGCUGCCACUCCUAACUUCUAAGAACAGUGAAAUUCAGGUUAUUCUCCACCUGGUUCCCAAUCAGGAAGUGACGUAGCCGAUGCACGACUUGAUAUUCGCUGCUGUGGAGAUUCGGGCAGAUGAAAUCCUGAAUGCGUCUCUGUCACGCCCCACCAACAUCGGGAAACAUAGGCUAACGUCUGCGAAAACUGGAAAACACAAACACCUGAAAUAUGUUUAACUACAAUUAUGUUACGUCGCAGCAACUUGCUGGUUUCGACAAAUACAAGUACAAUGCAGUGGAUACCAAUCCGCUAUCGGUAUAUGUUAUGCAGCAUCUGUGGAACAGGAUUGUGAAGGUAGUGCCCCUGUGGAUUGCUCCAAAUUUAUUAACAUUUACUGGUUUUUUACUGAUUUUAAAGAACUACCUUCUGCUGUCAUUUUAUGACUGGAAUUACACUGCAUCAGAUCCUGAUUCGCAGCAUGUUCCGGGUUGGGUGUGGAGUGUGUCUGGCUUGACUACAUUCUCAGCAUAUGCUUUGGACUCUAUAGACGGUAAACACGCUCGCCGCACCAUGUCCAGCAGCCCCCUGGGAGAGCUCUUUGACCAUGGCCUGGACAGCUGGGCUAGCUCCCUCUUCAGCCUCUCCCUCUUCUCUGUGUUUGGCGUCAGAGCAGAGAGCGGUGUCUCGGCCUACACGCUGUACUACGUUUUGUGCAUCAUCCUGCUCACCUUCAUCAUCUCUCACUGGGAGAAAUAUAACACUGGAGUUCUCUUCCUCCCCUGGGGAUACGACAUAAGCCAAGUGACGCUAACAGUUGUGUAUCUGGUGACGGCAGUAAUUGGGGUAGAAGCGUGGCACAAGCCUUUUCUCUUCGGAUAUUUCUUUACGGAUAUAUUAAUAGCUAUGGCCAUAGGCUGCAGUGCCGUUCUCUCUGUGCCACAGACACUGUACAACAUCCAUCUGGCUCACAGGAGAGAGGCACUCCUCAGGACCUCACUGUAUGAAGGGCUGCUGCCCCUCUUUUCUCCCGGUCUGCUCUUCACCCUCCUCACCACGUGGGUCCUGACCUCACCCAGCGAGAUACUUGCCCACAAUCCCAGAAUAUUCCUCUGGAUGACUGGAGUGGCUUUCUCCAACGUCACAUGCAGACUCAUCAUUUGCCAAAUGACCAACACAAGGCCUGAGGCGUUCCACUGGCUUCUGCUUCCAUUGGCUGGAAUCAGCGGCGGAGUCGCUACAGGGAUUCUGGUGCAGAGCGAGUUCCUCUGCCUCGUGGCCUACAGUAUCCUAGUCACUGUGGCCCAUGUUCACUACGGGGUCUGUGUGGGGAAACAGCUGAGUAAACACUUGAACAUUUACAUCUUCUCUUUGGGUAAACGGCAUCAGGAAUAAUUUCGCCCACUGACCUAGAGCAGCCACGAGGACUUCAAUCAAACUCUACUGUUACAAACCAGAACAAAUUAAAGCUACCAUACGACAAAGACGAAAGGGAUAUGGGACUGGGCUAAUCUGAAAUGUUGUGUCUGAGGAAGGUGUUGCAACGUCUCAGGUAAGCAAUUGACAAAAGUUACUUUUAAACUUUUAAAGGGGCAUCUGCAAUUAUUACUCCUGAAAAUAAGAACACUGGUAAUAGUACAUUGACAUUGCAAAAUACAAAUAUUGCUAAUCUAAUAUGGAGAAAAAAAUGAAAAAUUAUUCAUUUGGGCUACAGAGAAAACACUUAAUUGACUUUCCUCAUUGAUAGAAUGGCAAUAGUUACAUUUCCAUUAGUGUGAAUUUAUGCAAAUUUAUGAAAGGGGGGUGUUGAUGUCAAGUUUGCAGUCAUGAAAAUGAAAGUUAGUGAAGUGAUAGUUUUUACAUUUUUAUAAAGUUGACUAACUGGACAGUUUGGGAAAAUAUGAAAUGACCUCACAUAUUGUAAUGAAAUGAUAUAUGAAUGAAUGGGUGACUGCAACAUGCGGCUUGAACGAACCAUGUUGUACCAUUUUCCAACAA